AUGAACCAAGUUCUCAAUAUAACGUCGAAUCUCAUCAGCGACCCGACACUACUAAAUUUCAGUUCUCAAUCACCAUCUUCCUUGUUAACAACAACAACAGACAAUCUUGAUUUUGUUGCCAAUUGUAGUCGUUUCGCCUCGGAAGUCGAUAUUCCUGGUAUCAAGCUACACUUCACGCAAUAUGUUCAUGGGGGAACAAAUUUAUCAUUUCCUGAAAAUCACCCCACGUGUGGUAUUCCGUAUCAUGUUGUUUCUUCUGACCUUUGUCGCGUCGUAAUGGCGGUUCCAACUUCGAAAUCGAGUGAAAUCUCACUGGAGGCAUGGUUUCCCUUGGACUACUCUGGCCGUUUCCUGAGUACUGCAAAUAGAGGUGUAUUGAUGUCAACUUCAGGUAUCCUUUACAAUGAGCUUGAGUUUGCAACUUCAUUAGGUUUUGCGUCCAUUGGUGCCAAUAAUGGUCACAAUGGGACAAGUGGAUAUGCAUUCCUAAACAACACAGAUGCGCUCGCAGACUAUACAUAUCGCUCCUUGCAUACAGGUGUGGUAGCUGGGAAAGAGUUGACCAAGAAGUUCUACGGGUUUCCGUUCCACAAAUCUUAUUUUCUUGGAUGCUCUUCCGGUGGUCGACAAGGUUUGAAAGAGGCACAGGAUUUUCCGGAGGACUUCGAUGGUAUCGUUGCAGGCGCCCCUGCACUUGCACUCCCCAAUAUCAUGUCGUGGGGUGGCGCGUUAUAUAAGGCUACUGGGGAUCCUGAGUCAGAAUCAUUCCUUUCGCCAGAAUUGUGGGCUGUUGUUUACGACGAGGUUCUUCGACAAUGUGACGCACUGGAUGGAGCCUCAGACGGCCUCUUGGAGGAUCCUAGCACGUGUCAAUUCACUCCAGAGACUUUAAUUUGUUCCAAGGGACAAACUUCACGGUGUUUGACUGGUUUACAAGCGCAGACCGUGAGGUCAAUAUACAGUCCGCUCUAUGGUUCGGAUGGUCAGCUGUUGUACCCGCGUAUGCAGCCAGGAAUCAACACCAAAAAACAAGUCCCCUUCUACUUUCAGGGAAUUCCUUGGGACUUGACUGAGGAUUGGUUCCGGUAUGUAGUCUACAAUGACACAACGUGGGACGGAAGAAACUUUUCGUUAGCCAACGCGAUGAACGCUGCAUCCCAGAAUCCUUUCAACAUCCAGACAUGGGAGGGAGAUCUCAGCGCGUUCGCCGAAAACGGUGGGAAGAUACUCACCUAUCAUGGACUGCAAGAUUUUGUUUGCAGUUCUGAGAUAUCUCAACUGUAUUAUGCCCAUGUUUCACGAACCAUGAACUUGCCACCUCGUGAGUUAGAUAGCUUCUAUCGUUUGUUCUACGUCAGCGGUAUGGAUCACUGUCGAGAUGGAGACGGGGCAUCAGCUAUCGGACAAGAUGUUGGAUCAUCCGCUGGGAGAGACCCUAACGAAAAUGCUCUCAUGGCAAUGGUUCGCUGGGUUGAAGAAGGGAUUCCGCCGGAUACACUGCGAGGUGCGAAACUUUCUGCUGAUGGUUCGCAAGUAGAAUAUUGGAGAGCACAUUGCAAAUGGCCCAAGAAAAACCGAUAUAUUGGCAAUGGCAUGGUUACAGAUGAAAAGGCUUGGAAGUGUAUGUAG
Lentinula edodes (shiitake mushroom) is the source of this 1629-nucleotide messenger RNA. Its product is annotated as putative feruloyl esterase B-2. Bases 1 to 1629 code for a protein of 542 amino acids. The transcript is spliced from 3 exons. The record is from RefSeq and is a predicted model, not a curated record. Lineage: Eukaryota; Fungi; Basidiomycota; Agaricomycetes; Agaricales; Omphalotaceae.